GAGUUUGUAUUGCACUCGUUGCAGUAGGAGGGUCCAUGUGCACAGAAUGACGUCGCGCUCACUGCAAGUCCGACCGACUCCUUCGUUGUUUUAUUAGGGGCUUUAUUUUAAUCUAAAAGGCGAGAUUAAACUAUCUAUAUAUCAUGGACAUUGUGUAAAACCACUUGCCUCUGUUGUCAAAUCCGUCGCUGUCUAUUGUCGCCCUGUUUUGAACAUCGGUUUGCAGUUGAGAAUCAGCAGCAGUCAUAUAUAUACGCAGCAGUCUAUGUUCUCAGCUGUCAAACUGAAACUAGUAGAUAUUCUCGAAAGAGUAGACCAGUGCAUUCUUGCCCCGGGAGGAAUAUCUUUUGACCAGGUUGCAUGUCUUUUUUUCUCCUUUGGAUUAUUGCUGCCCAGCAACCCAGCCACCUGACAAGUCUGAAUGUCGUAAUUAAGGUAAACCGAUGACGUGGUGAUGGAGACCAAAACACACAAAAUCUACUUUGAUGGAAACGACACAGCCGAGAGCAGGUGGCCCCAAAUCCCCAGUACCAUGGAGUACUGCUGCAGCACCCAAGAAUCCGCUUCAACCAGCAACGAUAUCCUGAUGGACAUAGCCAACACCAACUGUCCAGCUGGGAGCCCAGCGGCUGACUGUAAGGAGAACAACACCAAGAAGCUGGAGCCCCCGGUGCUUCGCCUGAGCCAGGCCCAGCCUUUUGUUCUGCCUCUCCUCAACAACUCCCUGUAUAGUCGCAAACAGGAAAUGGACUCUAAGGAGCUUUCCAAGACUGUGGCCGAGUCCAUGGGCCUGUACAUGAAUGCGGUCCGCGAGGCCGACUUUGGCUUCAGCCAACACGGGGGCAGCACCAGUCCCGGGAAGUUCUACCCAGGGUGCGGUCGCCCCCUCGAGGGCAACCAGUGUACAAAGUUGACAAAGAGCCCCCCGCUGGGCUUCCCGCAGUGCAGCGCUGCCUCUCGAGACUGCACUGCCUCCGGGCCUCAGCAGGUGAGCUCCGCCUCCUCACAGGUGUCCUCUCUCAGCUGCAGUCCCCAGACGUCCAGCUCCGUCUCCAGCCACAGCGUCGGCGGCGGCGGCGGCGGCGGCAGCAGCAGCAACAUGGUGUCGUCCACAACCAGUCCCACCACGUGCUUCGGCCCGGCGCACUCCUCCAUCAGCAGCCCGCUCAGCCAAGCUCCCUCCGUCCCGCAUACACUGGGCCACAUCCAGCGCAGGAAUUCCGUCACGUGUAGCCCAGUGGAGUCCAGCACCGUGGGAUCCCCGCCUCUCACCAGCCCACUCAACGUCAUGAAGUCGCCCAUGUCCAGUCCACAGAGCAUGGGCAGUGUGAGGUCCCCGCCCCCCUGCAGCGGCGCCUGCAACAUGAGGUCAUCUGUUUCGAGCCCAACCGGUAGCAAUGGUAACGUCACGGCCGGCAGCUGCACGGUGAGGUCGUCCAUCUCAAGCCCCGCAGCGGGCGGCUCCAUGGCGACCGGCAGCCCGCGAAACCUCUCAUUCGGCGGGUUUCCCAUGUCCAGUCCCGCCAGUGGACUGGGGCUGGUGCAGAACGACACCAACAGCCCCGAAGCGGCGGGUCUGGCAAAAGACCCAGACUUCAAGAACUUUGAGUUCCCCAAGGUGGAGAUGGUCGACGGGGAGGUUUUUAACGUGGGCCUGGAUCACAUGGGGAUGGUGAAGUACAUAAAAAACGAACCGGGGACUGACCUGAGGAGCAUGUGUUUAGGCAGCUCCAAGUGCAGUGGAAAUGGUACAGCCUAUAUCACGCAGAUAAAAAGUGAGCCCAACAAAGACGAGGACUGCAUGAAUCAGCCACUGUACAACGAGCAGCCUCGAUCUCUGGGCCUCUUCCCCGCAUCGGAGACAACCUAUUUAUCCCUGAGGAAUAACAUAGACGAAUACAGUCUUUCCGGUAUUUUAGGACCCCCCAUCUCCUCCAUGAAUGGCAACUAUGAAUCCGAAGGUUUCCUCAACAAUGUACUGUCUAAAGGUGUUAAGCAGGAGUCCAUUGAUGGGAGCUAUUACCAAGAAAACAGCGGCAUGACCCCGUCGGCCAUUGUUGGGGUUAAUUCAGGUGGACACUCGUUCCACUACCAGGUCGGAGCACAAGGAACAAUGUCUUUUGGGCGGAAUGAUGUAAGGGACCAGUCCAAUCCUUUGUUGAACCUCAUUUCCCCCGUAACAGCGCUAAUGGAAUCGUGGAAGUCUCGGCCAGGCAUGGCCCAGGGUGCGAUGUCAGCCAGGGGAGAGGGCUACCUGGGGCAGGGAUGCAUCGUGGACAACAUGUCAAGCUCGUCACUAAGACAACCUUCAUCGACGGCCAAAGUGUGUCUGGUGUGCGGGGACGAGGCGUCCGGGUGCCACUACGGCGUGGUGACGUGUGGGAGCUGCAAGGUGUUCUUCAAAAGAGCGGUGGAAGGUCAGCACAACUACCUUUGCGCCGGCAGGAACGACUGCAUCAUCGACAAGAUCCGCAGGAAAAACUGCCCGGCGUGUCGCGUGCGGAAGUGUCUGCAGGCCGGCAUGAACCUGGGAGCACGUAAAUCCAAGAAGCUGGGCAAGCUGAAGGGAGUGAGCGAGGACCUGCACGGCUCCAAGGAGAGCCAAACGACCGCCGGAGGUGGUGCGGGCGGGGGGGUCGGUGGCGGAGGCGGCGGGGGCAACGGCGGCGGCGGCGGCGGCGGCGGCGGCGGAGGCGGGGGAGGGUACCUGUCCUCAGAGAAGGAGCUGAGCGCCAGCCAGGCCCAGAGCAACGCCCUGGUGCCCCACGGGCUGGGCGUGGUCACCCCCUACCUGCCCCCCUCCAUCUGCAGCGUGCUGGAGCUCAUCGAGCCGGAGGAGGUGUUCUCCGGCUACGACAACAGCAUGCCCGACACCACCGACCACCUGCUGUCUAGCCUCAACUGCCUGGCCGGCAAGCAGCUUGUGCGCAUGGUCAAGUGGGCCAAAGUACUUCCAGGAUUCCGAGGCCUGCCGAUAGAGGACCAGAUCACGCUGAUCCAGUACUCGUGGAUGUGCAUGCUGUCCUUCUGCCUCAGCUGGCGGUCGUACAAACACACCAACGGGCAGCUGCUCUACUUCGCCCCGGACCUCAUCUUUAACGAGGAGCGCAUGCAGCUGUCCGCCAUGUACGACCUGUGUGUGGGAAUGAGGCAGGUGAGCCUGGAGUUUGUCCGGCUGCAGCUUACCUAUGACGAGUUCCUCUCCAUGAAGGUGCUGCUGCUGCUCAGCACAGUGCCCAAGGAGGGUCUGAAGAGCCAGGCGGCGUUCGAGGAGAUGAGGGUGAACUACAUCAAGGAGCUGAGGCGCUCGGUGGGCAAGGCCACCAACAACUCUGGUCAGACCUGGCAGCGUUUCUUCCAGCUCACCAAGCUGCUGGACGCCAUGCACGACCUGGUGAGCAACCUGCUGGACUUCUGCUUCUACACCUUCCGCGAGUCGGAGGCCCUGAAGGUGGAGUUCCCCGACAUGCUGGUGGAGAUCAUCAGCGACCAGAUACCAAAGGUGGAGUCGGGCCUCACGCACACACUGUACUUCCACAAGAAAUGACCGCGCCCGGCCGCCCCUGCCCCCACGCGGGACGGGGAACGCAGAGCACCGGGAGGACAACAGAGAGACGCACCGCAACACGCCACACACUGACACCGGGAGGAGACGCCGAGGGGCCCGCGGGGGGAAGGCGGAGGGGGGGGGAGGAGGAGGAGGAGAAAGAGGGGGAGGAGGGUGAGGAAGGAUCGCCUCCUCUGUGGAAACCCGUGGAACCCGUUGGCCGUACCGUGCCGCCGCCGCCACCCCCACCGCCUCCACCCCCACCGCCUCCACCCCCACCGCCGCCACCGCCCGCCAUCGAAGCUCUCUCUCCAGGACGGAGGACACCGAGAAGGAGAGAGGGGUGCAUUGCUGUGGUGUCCCUCCUUCCUCCCCCCCCCCCCCCCCUCCCCGAUGCCCUGCCCGCCCCACCCCCUCACCCAGGGGUGGAGAUGAGUGAGGAUGGGGGUCGUCCGAGGGGAGGAGAGAUGACCCCCCUUGUAUUCCCCUAAGACUCUCCGUCUUCUGUGGGCGGGAAUUAAAAAAACAAAAAAACGGUUCUUGGGAGUCGAGGACAUCGCACACAAACACAAACACACACACACGAGCACACACACGGACCCAGAAGAAGGUCUUGGGGAGUGAGAUAGGACUGAUCAUCCCUGACCCCACCCCCAGCCCCUCCCCCGUCCCCCUGUCCCCCCUUGCCAGACCCCCGUGCCCAAAAGACAAUGACUUCAAAGUGUUUUCUAUGGAGACCAAGCCAUACAUUUCCAAAAUGAAGCAUUUCGCCCCUUGCACCAUGCGCAAACAUAUACACACACACACACACACAUUUAUACAAGUAGUGUGUGAGAGGGAUUAUCACAAAGUUCACACACUCUUCUCCACGUAUGUAGAAAGAAAUGCACAAACACACUCCACAUAAACUACCACACACACCUUUUCUCACAUUUAACAAAAAAAAAGACAAAAAACUCACUCAUUAGCAGUUGCUUAUGCAGUCUUUAAAGAAAUGAACACAGUACUUCUCAAAUAUGUACAAAAGAAAAGAGCCAAUAUCUAGUUUUAGCUUUGCAACGUAUUGACUUACAGUAACGUAACAACACACGGCUAAAUAAUUAAUUUGUUUGUUUUUUACGAGAAAACAAACCUAAGGCAAAAUGUCUAUUUGACUAUAUUUAAAGGGCUAUACUAGCUGAAUAGUGACUUCAAUUCUAACCUUGAUAAUCCCAACCGUGAGAUUCUCCACCUGGGAGAACACAACUCUCUCAACUCUUUAUUCAGAAAACCCUUUUUAUAAAUAAGAAAAAAUGCAAAACACAAUACAAUCAGAACUAAUAUGCAAAACCUCAGAGCUAAUGCUGUUUUAAAAAAAUAUAACAUUUCUAUCGUUUGGCGGUAAGCUUGAGCAAAAUGCACGUAAGACACCCAUUUCAGGAUGAGUACUACUUUUUUUUCUCAGUGGGGGGGAAAAAAUUAUUUUCUUCGUUCAAACGCUAGAAAUGAAAAGUUCCAGACUUCAGUAGUGAUGGCGGUUAGACCGAAGGUGCAUCUAUAUACUAGUAAGGACAGUUAUUUAUGUGAUCUCCAUACUUGUCCGUCCCUAUUGUUCCGUUCUACUCUCCAUGAAGCGAAACCAGCCCUUAGUGAACUCACCACGUAUCGUCUCUUCCCAGAAAUAAUAACAAAUAAUAAUAUGAAUAACAACAUAGCGUUUUCAUACAAGGUGUGACGCCAGGUUUGUCGUUUUUAAACGACGAGCCCAGACGUUUUACAUUUACGGUGCUUCUUUUUUCUACUAAAGCCAUGCAAACUAUAACGUAAAUAUGUACAGUAAACUUCACAGGCGCUCCAUCCCGAAUACUCACUUUGGACGCGGGCUCAAUCCCUACGCUCUAUUAUCUUAAUGUAAUCCGAAAAAAAAAAAAACUUUAACAAAAAAUAACACAAAAAAAAAAUAAAACACCUACGGUCGCGAUAGUGCUUUAAGCAAACGGCUUCAUGACAUAAAUACCUGGCGUAACAUUUACAGGUAUAAAAACGCUGCACUCACCUUCUCCUCAGCUCCUGUACAAAUACUUUUGUUGUUUUUUUAGGUACCUGUUGCGAAAAACAAACCGACACUUCGGUGGUUGGUUAAGGUGACAUUUUGACUGCUUUCUGUCAGUGUUGUUUUGUUUGAUUUCUCUCAUUUUAUUCUCAUUUUGUGGGCCAAAACUUCAAGAGAUGCCGGGUCUUGUAAGACCCGGUGAUCUGGACCAGUACCGCGUCUCUCGCACCUCAGUGAUGGCAAAGUAUUUCGGAAAAUACGACCGUGAAGCUACUGAAACAGAAGAGAAAGAACAGAACAGAAGACAGAUAGACGCGCUGAGAAGGACGAGAAUAGUUGUGUGCGCGUGAUUAUUCUUUGUGAGUUUCUAUUUGCCGAUGCGUGCGUGUGCGUGUGUGUGUGCGCGCGGGUGUGUAUGUACUUGUGCAUGCUCAUCUACGUGUGGUGUAUACUAUUAAGUUUGUGUCUAUGUUCCCUUUUGCAAUCGUGAGUAUUAUGCAUUCAUAUUAUAUAGGAUUAACCGUAUCCGAUUUCUACACUUGGACAAAACAAUGAUUUUGCACAGUGGAGAUAAUACAAUGUGAAAUGAGACUUUAGCUGCAAGGUUGCAGAACAAAAUUAAUUUAGCCAUGAUCAGCCCAGCAAACAGUUGGACCAGAGCGAGGAACGGAUUGUUAGCAACACUGGGAUGGGUUGGUACACUGUUACUAGUGUUAGGGUCCAUAGCGACCGUGGUCAUGGCGACGAGGUGAUGGUGGUGAUUGUAUGCGGUGAAUAAGGGUGAAUACAGCAUAUAUAUCAGUAUAUAUAAAUAUAUGUAUAUAUAUCGAUGUAUAUAUAUGUAUAAACAAGCGAAAGCCCACUAUUUUGUUUCACUUUAUUGUUCCUGUUUUGUUUUUAUUUGUUUGUUUAUUGUGCAUCGCUAUGUACAAUAAUCUCUGACUUUGUCGUUCUUUGCCCCCCUUUAAAAAAACAACAACAACUGUCAACCGGUUUAGAGUGAAUGGAAAAGUAUUUUUGAAAGAAUUAUAUUUUGCUGGAAUACAAUAUUUAAGUACUUUGUCUAAAAUAUCCCUUUUUUGUAAGAUGAAAUUAAUGCAUGCUUUUUGACGAGAUGUUUACAUUGUAUUUAAAGAAGGGAAAACGUGUGCCUUUUUUAUCUCACCCAAUUUACAAUUUUCAAAGUGUAUAUUGUAAAUAACACAGCAAGGCUCUAUGUUGAGUUUAGUAUAUGAAAUUUAUACUUUAACCAUCCUGCAAAACGUAUGUGUUUUACCCCUCGUCGUAGUGUGUUGUGAGCUCGGAGAAAUGUAUAUAUAUAUAUAUAUAUAUACAUAUAUAUGUAUAUAUUUAUAUAUAUGGAGGAGUUAUGAAUGUAUCAAUCAAUUAUGAGCUUACUACCUGAAUGUUAGAGAGACGUCACUAACUCUUUUCUUUUUAAAUUAUUUGUUUUUGCAUAAUUUUUCUCUUUUUGUUGCAUUAUUUUCAUGUGACCCAGACGAAACGUCAGACAUUUUUCUUUGUUUGUUUUUGUAACAGAAGAUGUAUCAAGUAAUUGAUCUGAGAGUUGUUGCUGUCAUUUUGAUUUACUUCAAGUAAAGACUUAAUUGUAUGGUGGAUACCACAGUAAAAACAAGAAAUCACUCACUAUUAAAGAUUAAAUGCCGAAAAGUAUCA
Molecule: messenger RNA, 7256 nt
Organism: Gadus morhua (Atlantic cod)
Lineage: Eukaryota; Metazoa; Chordata; Actinopteri; Gadiformes; Gadidae
Gene: nr3c2
Product: nuclear receptor subfamily 3, group C, member 2
Exons: 9
Coding region: 455-3547 (1030 amino acids)
Biological process (GO): regulation of DNA-templated transcription
Molecular function (GO): zinc ion binding; DNA-binding transcription factor activity; sequence-specific DNA binding
Source: RefSeq, a predicted model, not a curated record